AAAAAAAAUCAAACAAAUGAGAAACCGAAAAGGAAAACCAAAAACUAAAUAAGAAAAAACAACAAAGGCUAUCUUAGAAGACACAACCACAAAUCUCACCUCUCAUAAUUUCCUUAUCAUACGACAAAUCUCGUAUUGAAGGGGGCGAAAAAAAAAAAAACAACAAAAAAAUCCCAUCUUUCUAUCACUUCCUUUCUCUCUGACAGACUUAACUGUUUACUCAGAGGUCACGAAGUCUUCAAGUACUCAUCUGAUGGAGAAGCCUCGGAACCAGGAUAAAAGAGAGAGAGAGAGAUGUCACAACAUGGGAAAGCUUGCCCGUUUCUUGUUCACUUCUCUGGGCACAAUCACAAUUUUCAGUUUCUUCAUUCUCUAUCAUUCUCCAAACACCUUUACGUUUGUGCCAAAACAAGGCCUUAAUUCUGUGGUGCAAAGCCAUCACGACCUCCUUGCAGUCCAAGACCUUGAUCACAACAACACCUUGCUGCCAAAAAAUCAAAAGGAAGAAGAGGAGACGUGUGACUUGUUUACAGGCCGUUGGGUUGAAGAUCAAUUGGGAAGAUCUUUUUAUACCAACUCAAGCUGCACUACAAUUCCUGACUCAAAGAAUUGUUUCAAAAAUGGAAGGGAGGACAAGGAUUUCCUUAAUUGGAGAUGGAAACCAGAGAAGUGUGAGCUUCCAAGAUUUGAUGCCAAGAACUUUCUAGAGAUGGUUAGAGGGAAGAAAAUGGCGUUUAUUGGAGAUUCUGUUGCUAGGAACCACAUGGAAUCCUUGCUCUGCGUCUUGUCACCGGAGGAAACUCCCACAGACAUUUACAAGGACUCUGAAGAUCGGUUCGGGACAUGGUACUUUCCUCGUCAUGACUUCACCCUUAUGAUCUUGUGGACCAAGUUUCUCGUAGUCGGAACAGAACGAAUGAUCAACGGAACAGGAACGAGCGCUUUUGAUCUCCAUCUCGACAAGGUGGACACUAGUUGGUCUCAGUUCCUCCCACAGCUAGACUACGCCAUAAUCUCCGAUGGUCAUUGGUUCUUUCGAGUAAUGUACCUUCACAAGGGCGAUAAUUUGACAGGUUGCGUCUACUGCCACGAACCAAAUGUCACAGAACGUGACAUCAGCGUCGCGGUUCGGAUGGCAUUUCGUGCUGCGUUCAACCACAUAAACAAUUGCGAGAACUGCAGCCCCGGUCUGGUGACUCUACUGAGGACAUUUGCGCCGGCUCAUUUCAAGAAUGGGGCUUGGAACACAGGAGGUUAUUGUAACAGAACAAGUCCUCUCAAUGAGGCAGAGGCUGAUUUCGGGAGUUUUGACUGGGAAAUGAGGAACAUUCAGGUACAAGAGAUUAAAAGAGCUAAAAAGAAGAAAGGAAAGAAGUUUGGAGUUUUGGAUAUUACUAGGGCUAUGCUUAUGAGACCUGAUGGGCAUCCGGGAGCUCACUGGGGCAACAAAUGGAUGAAAGGCUACAAUGACUGUGUUCAUUGGUGCAUGCCUGGCCCUGUUGAUUAUUGGAACGAUUUUUUGAUGGCUGUGAUAAGAAAAGAGUCAGGUUUAGAUUCUUGAUAAAAGGGUAGGGCUAUUUUAGUUAGAAUAGUACACCAUACAUGUGAUACAUAUAGUAAUAAUGCCCGGUUUUCUUAUAUGGGUAUAUAAUUAUUUUAAUAAAAGGGUAUAAUGGCAUGGUGAAAUGUGAGUUUUCUUCUGAUUUAUCAAUGGUGAGAAGUCUAACAUGGAUUCAUGAUAGUCUUGUAUGCGUAUAUGCAUUAAA
Morus notabilis is the source of this 1766-nucleotide messenger RNA. Its product is annotated as protein ALTERED XYLOGLUCAN 4-like. Gene Ontology annotation, cellular component: Golgi apparatus. Lineage: Eukaryota; Viridiplantae; Streptophyta; Magnoliopsida; Rosales; Moraceae. The transcript has 3 exons. The record is from RefSeq and is a predicted model, not a curated record. Gene Ontology annotation, molecular function: O-acetyltransferase activity. The coding region runs from base 254 to 1561 and encodes 435 amino acids.